Molecule: messenger RNA, 2321 nt
Organism: Acanthoscelides obtectus
Lineage: Eukaryota; Metazoa; Arthropoda; Insecta; Coleoptera; Chrysomelidae
Source: the annotation of a GenBank genome assembly
GUGCCACAAAACGCGACAGUUGCUUUUGUACAGUCGAUAUCAACAGUGGAAAGCAAGGUCUAGAAUUCCAUGAGACACGGAGUCCCACUACUGAACUGACUGAUUCAGAUUCAGAAUUUUUAGUCCCGUCCUACUGUUGAGGGAGAUAUUAUCCAUCUGGCAACACUGACGCUAUUUUAUGUACGUUACUGAUGUGUGCCUUAGCUGCCUUGAUUCAAUUGCGUGCUCUGAUAAAAAGCGGAGUGGCUCAAAAUGUCUCAUCUCAACGCUCUAACGAUAUGCGGUGUUCGAUUGUUCAGCCCUGAAGAAAAUCAGAACGUACUGUUCAGCACUCCAGUGACAUUAUUCUUAGGGCAAAAUGGUUGCGGUAAAACUACCAUCAUAGAGUGCAUCCGAUAUGCGCUUACCGGAGAAAUACCUGCAGGGACUAACAAUGGCCAUGGAUUCUUGAACGAUCCUGGCGUGUCGGAUGUUUCUAUUACUAAAGGUAACGUUGAAUUAAAGUACACGGACAAUACCGGCAACGUCAUCACGGUAUCCAGAUUCAUGCAGGUUUCUAAACAACCUGACGGAAAGAUGCAGUUCAAGAGCUUGGACGUGAAUAUAAGAAAAGAAGAACUCAAUGGACAGACAAAUUAUAUAUCGGCCAGAUGCGAGGACGCAGAUGACUUCUGUUGCAACUCUCUAGGCGUUUCUAGAUCCAUACUGAACCACGUCUUAUUCUGUCAUCAAGAAAACAGUUACUGGCCUUUAGAUCAACCGGAAAAAGUCGAGGAACAAUUUGACGAGAUCUUCGAAACCGUGAAAUAUAAUAAAUAUAUCGACUUCGUGAGACAGGAUAUCAAGAAUAAACAACUAGAACUUAAGGUUCUUGAACAAAAGGUCGAAACCAAAAGAAUAAUAAAUGAGGAAGUUGAAAAAUGUCGAGCCAAAUUUGAAGCAAAGCAAACAGAGUUCGAUGAAAUACAGAACAAAAUACAAGAAAAGAGCGAUGAGAUACAACCGUUAGAAGACAGGAUGAAACAAAUAUGUGACCUGGGAGAGUCCAUUGGUUCUUUACAACCGAGUUUGAUAUAGAAGCUGACGGAAAGCAAAGUGACUCGUCCCGAUGCCCUUGUGAUUAGCGCCGUCCAUCCGGUUUCUAGUUACAGCGUUAGGUGUUAUCUUUGUGAGAACAUUCCUGACUUUGCAUUUUGCUAUAUUUUACUUCUUAUAAACUGAAUAUGAAAUGUAACUAGCGUUGUUGUCAUCCUGUUUUCAUCCAAUAAAGUUCCUGCUAUAGUUUCGAACCGAAACCACACUGUUUCAUUUCUUAUACCCGUAAAUAUGUUGUGUGUAGAUGCGUGCCAAAGUAAGAGUAACUAUGAAAUGUAGGUGUAAUAUUAGGUAGGCCAUGAAAUGUACCUUCACGUGUAAUAUGUAGUAGUAUUGCACUCUCUAGUUCAUCGGCAAUUUCUUCUGUAUUCUCCCAAUCAAUAUUACUGUUAAUGUCUAGUUUAUUUAUCAACUUUUCCACUAAUAAUUUAACUUCCUUUUGUUUGUUUCUAUGCUGUUUUUGUUCUUCCUUCAGUUCUCCUAUCUUCAUUUGAAUUUUCUGUAUAUCCACACUCACAAUGUUAUUUUCUUCAAUAAUUUCUUUAUUUUUCUGUUUUAGUUGUUCAAUAUUAUCUUCUUCAACUUGUUGUAACUGCUUAAAGGACCUGAUUCGGAUUUGUAGUUCAUCGUCUGUUCCUUCAAACACAAGUGUUAUUUUCUUCAAUAAGAUCUCCUGCUGGUCUUGUAACCCUGAAAGAGUAAGUUAAUAUACCCGGUGACUUUAGAAGCAUUACACCCAGAAAUAAUUUCAUCAACUUGAUUUUUUUGGGAAUGAGGUAGUCUUAAAUCGAGAAUGAAACGAUAACAUCCUCACGAAAUUUUAUUUACAAAUCUCCUCCCCAUUAUAUACCACACAUGUUCGAUGAGAUUGAAGAAACAACACACAGAAUAACUUUAUCUUCUAGCUCAGGUAUUUUUCUGUUAGUCAACGUCUCGAUGUCUUCAUUAAGCCGUUGUAAUUUGAAUUCUUCCAUCAUGAUCUUUGCAGACCUAUACUGGUCUUGUUGUUUUUGAAGAUUUUCUUUAUUGGUAUAAGAUUCUUUUAGUGACUCGUCCCGAUGCCCUUGUGAUUAGCGCCGUCCAUCCGGUUUCUAGUUACAGCGUUAGGUGUUAUCUUUGUGAGAACAUUCCUGACUUUGCAUUUUGCUAUAUUUUACUUCUUAUAAACUGAAUAUGAAAUGUAACUAGCGUUGUUGUCAUCCUGUUUUCAUCCAAUAAAGUUCCUG